This is a messenger RNA of Thlaspi arvense, 931 nucleotides long. The record is from the annotation of a GenBank genome assembly. Lineage: Eukaryota; Viridiplantae; Streptophyta; Magnoliopsida; Brassicales; Brassicaceae.
AUGAUCGUCCAAGCAACCCCGACACAAGAGCACGAGAACCGGAAGAAGCAGAAGAAGUUUGAAGCAAACCUUGAAACAAACUUGGAGCCUUCGGGGAUAGAGGAUUCAGAUACCUUGGAGCGUAAGAAGCAGCAGGAGCGCAAGGAGAGCAAGUAUCUCCAGAAGCUCAAGAAGCAGAAGAAGAAAAUAGCUGAAUUAAGAAAUCUUCUAAAGGAGAAAACCGAAAUUAUCAAAAAAUUAGAGAAGAAGACAGAUGUACCGGAGAUUUCAUUGAAGGAGAAAGAAACGCCAAAUAAGGAGUGCGUUUUCGAAUGUAAAGAUGCAUCUUUGAAGAAGAACCCGCAGACCAUUCUCGUAAAGGGAUUCAACUGUUCCUUUCCUCGGGAUGAAAUCAAGAGCGCAUUGAGAAAGCACUUUAGUUCUUGUGGACCGGUCACUGCGAUUUUUAUUCCCUUUCAUUGUAAAACCGGUCGUCCCAUGGGAUAUGCUUUCAUUAACAUGGGACAAGAGGCAGAAAAGGCAUUAAAACUCAAUAGAAGUUGCUUGGAAGGGCAGAUUCUUUCUGUUUCGAUGGCAAUAAAGAGUGAAGAAUACGGUGGCUAUAGAGAUCUUCAUGGUUGUGAACGUUGUCACAAAGCUCAUAUGAAGCGCGUAAUUCAAGGCUUCCAUGAUAGUUUGAGAUUUCGACCCCCCUCGGAUGUCCGCAAGUCACUUUUCCCUCGCAAGUCCGCCGCAAAGGGAAUAGCCAACAUCCACGGCUAAUAGUGGUUGUUUUACCGUUGGUGCUACUCGUUUACCGACCAGCUACAUCAUACUUGUAUAAAUUUCGUGACUUGGUAUUAUGGUUGGAUUGUUUAUGCCUAAAAUAAAUGAUGAAACUUUAUUUAAGAAACUAUGUCUUUAAUCAUUUUUAUUCGAAAUACUUUCAGUU